UUGUAAUGCUUCGUUAAAUACAGAUUUUGGUGAAUAUAGCUCAAAAUUUAAGAUUUAGCGCUACUUGCUAAUUUUUUAUUAUUUGUUAAUGAAUUCAAUGAAUACCUUUUUUGAUGAUUUAAAACCAAAGAAUUUAAAAAUAGAAACCAUAACAUCUAAGUCACAGAAGUCCUCUUUAGAUAAAGAGGAAUGUACUAGAGAUGUUAUAUUAAAUGAAAUAACAGGGGAGAUACAUGAAUGUGAUCUCAUUGAUAGUGAGAAUAUAUCAGAAGAUAUAUUUAUUCCCAAAGAUUCUGCAGCACUUAAGCUUAGUAAUGAUUCUGACUCUAUGUCCUCUGUUGGAUCAUCUAGUUCAUAUUAUAAAUGUCCUAAGAGAAAGAAUAAUGAUAUAGAUAACUUUAGGAAACUAAUAAAAUUAAAAGAAGAUAUAACAUUAAUAACCAUGGAAAUGCUUAAAAAUAAAUCAACUAAAUAUGGAAUAUGUCUAAUGUUGAAAGAAAAAUUAGAUGAUUGUACCAAACAGGACAAAAAAGAAUUAACAACUAGAAUAUUUGAUAUUAUAAAAGAUUAUUGAUUAAAAUUAAUUUGUAUAUAUUUUUGUUAUUUGAAAUAGAUAUUUUGUAUGUAUUAAUAU
Messenger RNA from Gordionus sp. m RMFG-2023, 634 nucleotides. RefSeq lists its product as uncharacterized. The transcript has 5 exons. Lineage: Eukaryota; Metazoa; Nematomorpha; Gordioida; Chordodea; Parachordodidae. The coding region runs from base 89 to 574 and encodes 161 amino acids. The record is from RefSeq and is a predicted model, not a curated record.